This is a messenger RNA of Lactuca virosa, 396 nucleotides long. The record is from the annotation of a GenBank genome assembly. Lineage: Eukaryota; Viridiplantae; Streptophyta; Magnoliopsida; Asterales; Asteraceae.
AUGCAUUCUCACGACGUUCCGGUUACUAACACUGGUGGUAGAAAAAGACGGUGGACUAGCGGUACCAUACCCAAGCGCCUAUCAGAAGAUAUGUAUGCCAACAAUGGUGAAUACUCCAUGUUAAUGGUUGCUGCAAGCUUUCAAAAUGAUGAACAUGUUCACUUGUUGUCCCCAGUUGAUGUAUCUACUUCUCUUUCGGUGAACAGGUCUGGAAGGCUUGAGAAUAAUGCAGCACAAUACUCGGUUGAUAUCGAGUUAUCUAGCUUGGUCUUGUCCCUUGAUGAAGAUCAAUUGCAGCAAAUACUGUAUCUGUAUAAUUAUCUAUGCACUUGUCAGCUAAAAGAGAAAUAUGGACGAUAUCGCCCUUGGGGGAUACCUAUAUCAAAAAGACCUUGA